Molecule: messenger RNA, 1386 nt
Organism: Zasmidium cellare ATCC 36951
Lineage: Eukaryota; Fungi; Ascomycota; Dothideomycetes; Mycosphaerellales; Mycosphaerellaceae
Exons: 2
Coding region: 1-1386 (461 amino acids)
Biological process (GO): vesicle budding from membrane; late endosome to vacuole transport via multivesicular body sorting pathway
Cellular component (GO): multivesicular body; cytoplasmic side of plasma membrane; ESCRT III complex
Source: RefSeq, a predicted model, not a curated record
AUGACCAGUGAGCUUCUCGAGUUCCUACGAACUCACGACGAAGCUUUCCGUAGUCAAUCCCGCCUAGCCUCUCUCUACUCCGACUUCCGCUACCAAAGAAACUCGAAUCCCGAUGGCUACACCGCCAACUCCUCCGCGUGGCUACGCGCUCUAUCCUCCGCCGCAAAAGCUGGUCUUGUCCCCUCGGCCUCUGGCUCUGCGCCUGGAACUGAAAGAUUUGUAUUGAAUAGCGGGGAAGAGCUUUCGAGAGAUUUGCAGACAUCGCAGUUUGGACGGCCGUUGGCACUGGGUGCUGUGAUUGAGGAUGCGGUCAAGCAGGGACAGUUGAUCCCGCUGAAGGAGUUCGUGGAGAGGGCGGAGAGCGUGUACAUCAAGAGAUGGGUGAGGGUGCCGAGUGUUGGGGAUGUGUUCAAGUGGGGACUGAGACAGUUGGGAGUGCUGGGCGAUGGGACUGGUGGGGAGGAUAGGCUGGUCAGAGGGGAGUUUGUGGUGAUUGGGAAUGUUGAAGAGGCGGCGAAGAGGGUGAUCGAUGAGGCUGAUAAGAUCGCGACGAGUAAUACUAGCAGGGUGUUCUCGAAGGCGAUGUUCAAUAAGGCGUUUGCGAAAGAGGUGGGGGUGGACAAGUUGAGCCAGAGGGAUAUGGAUGUGCUGCUGUUGCACCUGUGGAGGGAUCGAAACGCUGUGGCAUAUGAUGCUGCUUCUGGGAUUGUCAAGUUCAAGGCGCCGGGAGAGGUACAACCGGUGCCUAUCACAGCCGAAGACAAGUCGAUCGCAGCGUUACGGACGUUGAUCUCGACGACUGAACCUCAGAUCGAGCAGCUCACAGCACGAAUCGCACAGUUGGACAUCACCGCUCGCACGGCAGUAUCGAACAAGCAGGUGUCAGCUGCCAAAACCGCCAUUCGACAAAAGAAACUCGCAGAUACGACUCUUCAGCAACGGGCCGCCACGCUGGCUCAACUGGAAGAUGUAUACGCCAAGAUCGAGCAAGCGGCAGAUCAGGUCGAGAUCGUCAAGGUCAUGGAAGCUUCAGGCGAGACCUUGAAGAGCUUGAAUGCCCAGACUGGUGGGGUGGAGAAGGUGCAGGAUGUUAUGGAUGGCUUGAAGGACGAGAUGAUGAGUGUGGACGAGAUCGGGCAGGCCAUCAAUGAUGUUAGUGCCGGCGAGAUUGAUGAUGUUGAGGUUGAGGAUGAGUUGGAGGCGCUCGAGAAGGCUGAAAAGGAGAAGGUCGAGGCGAAGGAGAGGGCUGAGAGAGAGAAGCGUGAGGCUGAGGAGGCCCAGAAGACGAAAGCGAGGCUGGCUGAGUUGGAGAAUGUGGGAAAGGAGCCUGAGCAUGAGAAGGAUGAAGGUGCCGCUGCGAAAGAAGCAGAGAAGGCCAUUGCAUGA